Molecule: messenger RNA, 1218 nt
Organism: Coccomyxa subellipsoidea C-169
Lineage: Eukaryota; Viridiplantae; Chlorophyta; Trebouxiophyceae; Coccomyxaceae
Product: DUF21-domain-containing protein
Exons: 10
Coding region: 1-1218 (405 amino acids)
Biological process (GO): magnesium ion homeostasis
Cellular component (GO): intracellular membrane-bounded organelle
Source: RefSeq, a predicted model, not a curated record
AUGAGCGGACUGACGCUGGGACUCAUGUCAAUGGACAGCAUCGAUUUGGAGGUGCUCAUACGCAGCGGAACACCCACGGAGCAGAAAUAUGCCAAGAGGAUCGCACCAGUGCUCAGCAGGCCGCACCUGCUGCUGGUCACGCUGCUGCUGGUGAAUGCAGCUGCCAUGGAGGCGCUGCCAAUCUUCCUGGAUCGGCUCCUCAGCCCAGUUGCCGCCAUUAUUCUGUCAGUGACUGCUGUCCUGUUCUUUGGUGAGAUAAUUCCUCAGGCGCUGUGCACCAGGUAUGGGUUGGCGAUCGGGGCAUACUCGGCCUGGUUUGUGCGCGCCCUGAUAUUUGCAGUGGGCAUUAUCUCCUACCCCAUCUCCAAGGUCCUGGACUAUCUUCUGGGCAGCGAGCAUGGGGCGCUGUUCCGGCGUGGGCAGCUGAAGGCGCUGGUGGACAUUCACAGCGAGGUGGACGGCAUAGGUGGCGGUUACCUGAGCGCUGAAGAGAUCAACAUCAUUCGGGGCGCCCUCGACAUGACCGAGAAGAAAGCUGUUGUCGGCAUGACACCCCUUGACAAGGUGUUCAUGCUGUCGGCUGACACGGAGCUGAAUGUGGCCACAAUGCGCUCAGUGCUGGGCUCCGGCCACAGCCGCGUCCCCGUGCACCGCCCGGGAAACAGGCGGGAUGUUUUGGGGCUCAUCAUAGUGAAGGAGCUGGCGCUGUUGGAUCUGGAGGCGGGUACGCGCGUCAGCGAUGUCAAGAUGCGGCCGCUGCCCAUGCUGCGCGCAGACACCGCCAUGUACGAUUUGCUGACCUUGUUCCAGACGGGGCGCAGCCACAUGGUGGUGCUGACAGCGCCCCCCGCUCCCCCCCAGACGGUGGUGGGGGUCCCGGUCGGCGGUGCGCCGGAUGACCCGGUGGGCAUCAUCACCAUAGAGGACGUGCUGGAAGAGUUGCUGCAGCAGGAGAUUGUGGACGAGACCGACCAGUUUGUCGACAACAUGCGCAUGCAGAAGGUGAAUGCUGCCGUACUGCUGAAGGCGCUGCCGCCGCACCUACGCAACUUGAUGGUCACGCGCAACUCGGCCAACGUCACCGGCGGCUCCGGCUCCGCGGCAGCCGCGCGAGCCGCCUUCAAUCAACAGGCCCAAAACACCAACCUGCAGGCAAGUUACUUGCCCCACAUUCCCAACCUUUCACAUGUAUAUCCCUACAGUCGUGAAUGCUGUUGA